This is a messenger RNA of Nematocida major, 1113 nucleotides long. RefSeq lists its product as uncharacterized. Bases 1 to 1113 code for a protein of 370 amino acids. The record is from RefSeq and is a predicted model, not a curated record. The transcript has a single exon. Lineage: Eukaryota; Fungi; Microsporidia.
AUGGAAAAUGGCGAAAUAGUACACACAGAUGCUGAAAAGUCCAUAUAUAGCAUUCUUAGAGAGGAACGCAAAAGACAAGAGAGCGCGGAGGCGGCCAGAAAGCAGCAGCACGUGAUGGAUAACCCGAUCCUAGCCCACAUACACUCAAAGGCGUUCUGGAAAGACUUCCAAACGCGCUCUAUGACUAUUCUAGGGCUUUUUUCGUUUUCGUACGUUUUCCGCGCAUCACAAAAAAGGCUUCUGGACACGCUUACAUCCGGCAGAGCCGAGCUGGCGUCGCAGAUCGCGGCUGGAUCUAUUCUUGCUCUGAACAUACUGGCUGCAAUUUUCUUAAAGAAGACACGCGUCAUGAAAAGCCAGGCAAACAACUUUAGAGAGUACAUAGCCAUAGGCGCACUUCUUGGCGUGUAUGUUGCUAACUCCCAGAAGCCAGGCGGCCAGUCGAGCCUGCUGGCGUUCAUCGUUCUGUGCGCGCUGUCAAUCUCGGGGGCUUGGUCCUUCAAGAAAACAUCCACCCAGCCCCUCAUUAAGGGGUACCUGGUUCGGAAGGUCCUGACUAUUUUUAUGUGCGUGACGCUUGUGGCCGGGCUUGGGUUUGGAUAUGCAAGCGCGUACAUCACCGAAGGCUCUCCCUCGUGCGUCUUCCAGUGCUCUCUUUUGCUUGCAGGGUACACAGCCUCCUCGCUUGUAAUACAGUACGAUCGGUUCACUAGAAUGGAGGAGAUAAUCGCCUACGACAUGCUGAAAAUGCUACUUUCCACAGUUUUUCUUCUUUUCUGGACCUUUGCAGGGUUUAUGUACAGAACAACCAACACUCUUGCAAUAGAAAAAAUAUUGAUGGGCCCUAUUUUCAUGUUUUCCACAUGCCUGUCCAUGAUACAGCUGCUGAUCAAGAGCUGCGAGGCCGACAUCGCAUACUACUCCAUUCAGGAGCACAGCCGCCUAAGAGUCAUGCCCACCGCCCACAUAUACAACACUCUGUUUCAAAUAAUGGUGUUUUUUUUGGCCGUUGGCGCAAUUCUUGUGUUUGCAUUAGAUGAUCGAUACAAGAUAAGCCUCCCGACCUUUUUUACACUAAAGGAGAGCGCCAAAAGCCUUUCUCUAAACAAGUAA